Messenger RNA from Lepisosteus oculatus (spotted gar), 3425 nucleotides. NCBI's taxonomy places the organism in Eukaryota, Metazoa, Chordata, Actinopteri, Semionotiformes, Lepisosteidae. The record is from RefSeq and is a predicted model, not a curated record.
CUGAAAAUUACGCCAGUAGAAAACUUUAUGAACUCUGAAUCUGGUAAGAAGGGAAGAUAACCAGGAAGCAAUAACUUUAGACGGCAGAAUCGAGGUGGACGAUGGUGCCAGUUAAGUUCUUCUGUCUAAGGCCCGGAUGAGUAUAAUGGGCCACUACAAAAAUUAAUCAUAGCCACAAGUGACCAAGGGGAAGUACCAAAAUAUACAUUCCCAGGCCAGCAGCACCAUGAUGCCCAAAAUGCAGGAGCUAAUGCAGGACCAGGCCAGCCAGAGGCUGUUAGACCAUCAGCCCCGCCUUCAGCAACAAUGGAUACUGUUCCAGGAUAUGAAGGAAUUGGAGCAGGAGGGGGUGACCUUCCCCCACCAUACCCUGGGGACGUGCCAGUUCAAAUGCCAACUCCCCAGCCUCUUGAAGCACCCUGGCAAAUUCCUUCCAUCAGUGAAAGUGUUGCUCAGGAAGCCUUCAUUAAGUAUGCUUCCAGUAAGUGUUGCUAUAGCACUAAACCUGCUAAAGAGAUGGUGUUUACCGAUUUACAGGCUCACAAUACCUUUAGGUACCGACUCGAGACGUUUACUGAAUCCAGAUCAACAAACUGGGAUAGUGAGCCUUACAAUGGUGGCGGAUGCUUACUGUGGAGUGGCUCCAAAGCCGUGGGACAUUCCUGUUACAACCCCUGCACUCUUUAAGGACAACACAAAAGCUCUGAAAGUGCCCUUCACAUCGUCUGUCAAGGGAUGCCAUACCUGUCUGGGACUGGGCCUGACUGCCUGCAGACACUGUGUGUCAUCUGGAUGGAUUCAGUGCAGUGGGUGUCAAGGUUCAGGGACGCGCUUUUCUUCCGAUAGAUGCAUUACCUGCAGCGGCAGGGGGCGACUCCGGUGCUCAUAUUGUUCUGGAAGGGGAUCACACCAGUGUAAGACUUGCAGUGGAAAAGGGAAGCUUCUGUGCUUUAUCAAGCUAACAGUGAAAUGGAAAAACAAUGUGAAAGAAUAUGCAGUGGACACUCGGUCAGGCUUCCCAAUGGAUCAAAUAUUCAGUGCUUCUGGAGAAAAAGUCUUCUCUGAUACACAUCCACUGGUGAGUCCUAUCAGGGGUUUUCCCGCGGAUAAAAUUAACGAGGCCUCAGAAAAUUCGGUGAGAGAGCACUUUGCCCAGUUCUCAUCAUCCUGCCGUAUCAUGCAACAGAGACAAACCAUUGAACUGGUUCCCAUCACACGUGUCCACUACAUCUGGAAAGAAAAUGCUAAUUUCUUCUUUGUAUAUGGAAAUGAGCAUAAGGUCUACACAGAUGACUACCCUGCAACAUGCUGCUGCACUCUGUUAUAAAGAUUGGGGGGAAGUUUCACACAACUUGACUGGCACUAAUUCUAUGCUUUGUUUAGGUAAAUUAACAUUAUGGAUGAUUAAUGCUGAUCUAGGUCUGUAAAACACUGAAUUUAUGAUCAAACCACGCAGCAAAGAAGUUGUAUUGAGCUGUAAUAUUGGCUGAAUUACUUUUGAAUGUAAAGGAUAUAGAUCAUUUUGCUUGAAUUUGAAAUAUGUACAGCAGGUGCAACAUGUCCUACCAAGUUGUUUUAUACAGAUGUUGUAAUGGGGCUGUAAAUCGCCUGUAAGUUCUCAGUUUUUAUGAGAACAAAUCAUUAGUCCACAAUAUCCAUGAUAUCCAUGUCUACAUACUGUACAUAGGCUUCCAGAUACAUGCCCUGUGGCAGGAUGCCCCAUGAAAGGUCUGUAAUGACCAUGGAUUGGCCACUAGAGGCCGCCAAAAUCAUCUUAAGACUUGUUCAUGUAAGUCAAAAGUCUUACCUGUGUGUGCUAUCCAUCCAUCCUUUUUCUGACCACCUUAUCCAAAACAAGGUUGCGGGGAGCCAGAGCCUAUGCUGGCAAACAACUGGCACAAGGUAGGAUACACUCUGGAUGGAACGCCAGCCCAUCGCAGGGGACAUGGAGAUACAAACACUCUUAAGCCAGGGCCUGUUUUCCCACAAGUUAACUUACCAGUUUGCCUUUCGACUGUGGGAGGAAACCAGAACACCAGGAGGAAACCCACAUGAACAUGGGGAGAACAUACAAGCUCCACAAAGAUAGCAUCCCAGGAAUUGAACCUAGGGCCUCAGCACUGCAAGGCAAGAAUACUAACCACUGUGUGACAUUGUUUGUGUAUUAAUGAUCAAGUAAUGGUUUUAAUUGUGUGCAUUAUUUUGUAAUUUGAUGUUUAUCGGGGUGCAUCACUGGGGUUUAAGUUAGAGGGGUUGUCUGCUUGCUACCUAGAAUAUAUUUUUUAUUACUGAAUUAUUUGGUUAACUUUGGUUGUUGUUUAAUGUGUGAAGGUGUCUUGAGCCCUGCUGCCACAAUUAGGGAUCUGUUACAGUAUGUAUAUAAUGUAUGCACAUUCAGUAGCAUAUUAUAGGUACAUUGACUGGUGGACUUGUUAUACUUGUUUUCUUAUCUAGUCACAUGUUUUUCAUGAGAUUCUAGGCACUGAACUAGGAAGUCUUUUAGCAUCUACAUUGAACUUCUCAUUUCUGCUUGUGGACACAGUCAUUUGUUUCCACUUUGCAGCUGGUAGUGCUAUACUCUCACAGAAAUCAUCUUUAACUAUUAUUGUUAAUAUGAAGGUAUGAAUUCAUCCUCAGAUUUAUUUCCAAAUAAGUAAGGGUAUAUACGUAUACGUUCCACCAAGACUCUACAAUGUUUUAUUAACAUAAGUUAAUAAACUUUAACCUCUCUUAAGGUUUAUGCUUGUUUCCACAUGAUUAAAAGUGGUUCAUCUGUUGAAGGAAGUAAGGUAUAAGAAAAAUGAACAUUUUCAGUAUGUUAAAUGUUUUAUUUUCAGGCCCAAAUUGUGAUUGACAUUAACUAUGCUGCCUGCCAUGAAAAAUUCUACAGACACCAGCAGCAUUGGUAAACCUUUCACCCAUUUUGGGUCUGAUUUUAGCUCAGCUUGUUUUCCACAGACCACAGACCAAAUCCUUGGAGUGAUGCAAAGUAGUUACAGUCUAUUUAGAGAUACCCCUAGGCACCCUGUGUUCCUUCUCUUUCAAGAAAUUGAAUGGAUCUGAAACUGAAUCUUCUAAACUGACUAAAAUGAAUCACUUGACAGAUUUUCUAGCAAGCAUUAAAAAUUGAUUUUGAUAAACAUUUACUGUGUAUUUACAUGUAAGACUGAUUUCCUGAUAAAACAACUUUUUAAUUUUUUUUAUUUACCCUCAGCAUAUUAAUUUAAGAGAAAAAAAGUAAUACUUGGCUUUUCCUAGCUUUCUCUUUUGUUGAACUGGAAGAAUGAUAGCUAUUUUUAGUUACUACGAACAGUGAUUAAAUGGGUCAGUUUAUUUAUGGAACAUUAAUACUUUGGCAGUGUUUCCUGUAUGUCACCACUUUUGUUAUAAAAAUAAUACAGCAAUAAAUCAUUUUUCUAAUGCUU